AUGUGGAGAGUCCGGAAAAGGGGCUACUUUGGGAUUUGGUCAUUCCCCUUAAUAAUCGCCGCUGUCUGUGCGCAGAGUGUCAAUGACCCUAGUAAUAUGUCGCUGGUUAAAGAGACGGUGGAUAGGCUCCUGAAAGGCUAUGACAUUCGUCUGAGACCAGAUUUUGGAGGUCCCCCAGUGGCUGUGGGAAUGAACAUUGACAUCGCCAGCAUCGACAUGGUUUCUGAAGUUAAUAUGGACUAUACCUUGACAAUGUACUUUCAGCAAGCCUGGAGAGAUAAGAGGUUGUCCUAUAAUGUAAUACCUUUAAACUUGACUCUGGACAACAGAGUGGCAGACCAGCUCUGGGUGCCUGAUACCUACUUUCUGAAUGAUAAGAAGUCAUUUGUGCAUGGAGUGACCGUCAAGAAUCGUAUGAUCCGCCUGCAUCCUGAUGGCACAGUCCUUUAUGGACUCAGAAUCACAACCACGGCUGCCUGUAUGAUGGAUCUAAGGCGGUACCCACUGGAUGAACAAAACUGCACCUUGGAAAUUGAAAGCUAUGGAUAUACAACUGAUGACAUUGAGUUUUACUGGCGUGGAGAUGAUAAUGCCGUAACAGGAGUGACAAAGAUUGAACUUCCACAGUUCUCUAUUGUAGAUUACAAACUUAUCACCAAGAAGGUUGUUUUUUCCACAGGUUCCUAUCCCAGGUUGUCCCUCAGCUUUAAGCUUAAAAGAAACAUUGGCUACUUCAUCCUGCAAACAUACAUGCCUUCCAUCCUGAUUACUAUCCUCUCUUGGGUCUCCUUCUGGAUUAAUUAUGAUGCUUCUGCUGCAAGAGUGGCAUUAGGAAUUACAACUGUUCUUACAAUGACCACAAUCAACACCCACCUCCGGGAAACUCUCCCCAAAAUCCCCUAUGUAAAGGCCAUUGACAUGUACCUGAUGGGGUGCUUUGUCUUUGUUUUCAUGGCCCUGCUGGAAUAUGCUUUGGUCAAUUAUAUCUUCUUUGGGAGAGGACCCCAACGCCAAAAGAAAGCUGCUGAGAAAGCUGCUAGUGCCAACAAUGAGAAGAUGCGCCUGGAUGUCAACAAGAUUUUUUAUAAAGAUAUUAAACAAAAUGGGACCCAAUAUCGAUCCUUGUGGGACCCUACUGGAAACCUCUCCCCAACUAGACGGACUACCAAUUACGAUUUCUCUCUGUAUACGAUGGACCCCCAUGAGAAUAUCUUACUGAGCACUCUUGAGAUAAAAAAUGAAAUGACCACAUCGGAGGCUGUGAUGGGACUUGGAGACCCUAGGAGCACAAUGUUGGCCUAUGAUGCCUCCAGCAUCCAGUAUCGGAAAGCGGGGUUGCCCAGGCAUAGUUUUGGCCGAAAUGCUCUGGAACGACAUGUGGCACAAAAGAAAAGUCGCCUGCGGAGACGCGCCUCCCAGCUGAAAAUCACCAUCCCUGACUUGACUGAUGUGAAUGCCAUAGAUCGGUGGUCUCGCAUAUUCUUCCCAGUGGUUUUUUCCUUCUUCAACAUCGUCUAUUGGCUUUAUUACGUGAACUAA
Messenger RNA from Cynocephalus volans (Philippine flying lemur), 1539 nucleotides. It is a transcript of the gene GABRB2, whose product is annotated as gamma-aminobutyric acid type A receptor subunit beta2. Gene Ontology annotation, biological process: chloride transmembrane transport; signal transduction; nervous system process. Bases 1 to 1539 code for a protein of 512 amino acids. NCBI's taxonomy places the organism in Eukaryota, Metazoa, Chordata, Mammalia, Dermoptera, Cynocephalidae. The record is from RefSeq and is a predicted model, not a curated record. Gene Ontology annotation, molecular function: GABA-A receptor activity; neurotransmitter receptor activity; extracellular ligand-gated monoatomic ion channel activity. Gene Ontology annotation, cellular component: plasma membrane; GABA-A receptor complex; synapse. The transcript has 10 exons.